Messenger RNA from Asparagus officinalis (garden asparagus), 1268 nucleotides. Its product is annotated as deoxyhypusine synthase-like. Gene Ontology annotation, biological process: peptidyl-hypusine biosynthetic process. Gene Ontology annotation, cellular component: cytoplasm. Gene Ontology annotation, molecular function: deoxyhypusine synthase activity. The coding region runs from base 167 to 574 and encodes 135 amino acids. The transcript has 2 exons. The record is from RefSeq and is a predicted model, not a curated record. Lineage: Eukaryota; Viridiplantae; Streptophyta; Magnoliopsida; Asparagales; Asparagaceae.
CCUAAAAGUGAAAUUGAUGAGGUGAACAACAACUUUCUAAGUUGUGUCAUAAAUACACAACUUUACCAACAACAACCAAACAGCCCCUUAACCCGAGCGAGCUCCCACUUGCUAUUUAAAAGCCCCCCGCGGUCUCCCAAACCCCCAAACCCCGAAUUUCUCAACAAUGGAAGACGGGAACAAAACCCUAGAUGCCGUUCGCUCUGUGCUCUUCAAAGAAUCCGAAACCCUAGAAGGCAAGAACUUCCCCAGAAUCAACGGCUACGAUUUCAACAAGGGAGUGGAUCUCGCGGGCCUCAUCUUCUCCAUGGCCUCCACCGGGUUCCAAGCCUCCAAUCUCGGCGACGCCAUCCAAGUCGUAAAUCAAAUGUUAGAUUGGAGGCUGUCUCAUGAAGAACCAGCUGAAGAUUGCAGUGAGGAGGAGAGGGAUCCAAGCUACAGAGAGUCUAUAAAAUGCAAGAUAUUUUUGGGGUUUACAUCGAUUCUGAUAUCUUCUGGGGUUAGGGAGAUCAUUCGGUUUCUCGUUGAGCAUCGGAUGGUGAGUGGACUUACUCUAUGGGUUUUUAUGUUUUGAUUUUUGUUGCCCACAGAUUGUUUGAAAUAAUCUAAGUUAUUUGAGUUUUGAAUAGAGUGCCAGUUGAAGGUUAAAGAUCUGGAUGUUGAAGCUUAAUGCUGAGUGUGAUAUGGUCAGAUGACAGUGCAAGUUGUAACUAGUUUGUGAUGUGUAGUUUGAAAAGUCUUUAGCUGUCUGUAGAUUUCUCAUAUAACAGAAAAGUUUGAUUUUAAGAGUAAGGGGUUGUGAACUAUCUCCGGCACUUGAAAAUACGAACACAAAAUCCAUUGACAGACAGAAAUAUAUACAAGUUUUUUGAAAAAUGACCAAACUCAUCAUCAAAGAACAACCAAAAACAUCAUUCCAACUAUCCUUGUUCUUGGAGUGGUUUUUCUGUGUGGUAAAACAAACCAAUUCCUUGAGUAUCCUUGUCUAAGACGAUCAUAUUUAACUAGAAGCGACAUGUUUUUUGUGAACCUUCUCCUUAACCUGAAUAGAGGUUCAUAGUGAAUCUAGUGCAGAUGAGGAUGUUGAGCCUAAGUUCCUAUAGUGCAAUUUUCACUUUAACUGAAUAUAGAGACAUGGACUUGUGAGGUCAAAUCAAAAAAAUGUGUAAGAAGCUUAGUUAAUUCUAAGAUGUAGAUCCGUGAAAUACCACACACUUUUGCCUGUAUUCUUCUUGUGAGUUUGUAGUUGUGAAAAAAGUGGAUCCCAA